CUCAAAAAGUGGAAGGUCCAGCUACACUGCUAGAAUACCUUGGCUUCAUCCUGGACACUGAGAAAAGUUGCAGGAUAACACAGUUCACAGAAUCAUUACAUUCAUCAAGGACGUUUGCAGUGCCCACAGCUGCACAAAACAAAUUCUACUGUCCCUGCUGGGACAUCUGAACUUUGCUGCUCGCGCUAUUCGAUUAAUGAGUUGUUUCAUAUCGAAUCUGUUUGUCUAUAACAGUACAAAGUCUGUUCGACAAGGUAUCACAGACAGCCGAAUGUCGGAAAGAAUGUGAAAUGUGUCUGUUGUUCCUCCAAAACUGGAACGGAGUAUCCUAAUUUAUGGACCUGCAUACACUCGUAGCUUCGGACAUCCAGAGACCUGUAUCCCAUACUUGUAGCAAGUAUUUGUGGGCAUCGCUUUUGAAACGGAAAAGAAUCGUAUUUCACUGUGACAAUCAAACUACAGUGAACAUCAUAACCACUGGAAGAUCUGAGAUUAUGCCAGGCGACUAACUGUUAUGGCCAUGACUCUUACAUUUAUACCUAAAUGUCAUUGCUGAUAGUCUAUCACGUUCAAAGUUCCAGGAGUUUCGUCGACUGGCUCCAGAAUCGCAAAAGGACCCAUGAUAGUGUGGCUGCAAUACAGAGUUGCAGGUGGUAUGCAAACCAUCAAUUUCCACGUUGCUCAAUACGAAGUUUGAACAUGUUUACCACACAUCCUGCUAUGUUCGUUAAUAAAUCAUCGCGAUAGUUCGUGAGUCUAUUCCAAGUGGUGAGGACUAUAGACCCUCCCGCUGAUCAAUACUGGCAUACAGCUGGUGUUCUCAGAUGACAUUACACCCAGCGAACGCCAUGAUACGGCAAUUAAAGUGUGUUUUGGUUGCUCUUGUGUGUGGGGUUCUGACAUGUUCAUAUUUAUUCUGGAGAGAAGACGAACCUUCACUACAAAUGUCUCUGUCGGUAACACCUGGUUGUAACGUUGAGAAGCUGAAGAGUCUCGAUUCACCUCUAUACCAAAGUCAGGCGAUGAAGAGUCAACUUGAAUGCAGAUUUGCCAAGAGACGGGAAUUACUAAAGAAGUCUUGUACGAAAUACCAUCGGUAUUUUCUUGGACCCAGAUUUCGCAUACCUCCACAUGGUUCAAAGACCAACGUCCGUAAAAGAGUUUCAUUAUGCAGGAUAGCGAAAGUCGGAAGCAUGUUUUGGAUGCGAGUGCUUGCCAAAUAUAAUAUAUUUCAUCGUUCUAUUUUGAACACCACUGGGUUUGUGUCUUCGUCUGACUUACCACAGAGACUGUAUAUGUCUACCAAGAAAUAUGCAUUUGUUAGAAACCCAUACACAAGGUUAUUGUCUGGGUAUGUGGAUAAAAUAUUUUCUGUUAAUCCGACCUUUUGGAAAAAUUCGGGAUAUAAUGCUUUAAAGCUAAUUCGCUACAAGAACAGAACUGUAACAAGACCAGAACAAGAACUGAAUGCAACUUGUGGUACCGACAUUACAUUUGCAGAAUAUGUGGACUUUAUUCUUUAUCAACUCGAGGGAAAUAUACCAAUUGAUAACCAUUUCGUUCCCAUACAUCGACAAUGUGCAUUCUGUGGGACUGAAUAUGAUUACAUUGGUAAAAUGGAAACGUUCCUUCAAGACAUGGUUUAUGUAGCUGGCGCUUUAGGCGUGAUGGAACACAAUUCCACAAGAGAGGUUGUAUUAAAGGAGGGCAUUCACGGUGUGGACAUAAUGUUCUACAGAAAUGCACGCAAUUUAUUCAAUGGCAGGCGGAAAGAUAUGGAAGCGUGUGGAGUGACCCUAUCUCAAGGUGUUCGUGCCACGUGGAAGAGAUGGCAAAUUCGUGGAAUGAUUUCAAUGGAGAUUCCAUUUCCAGUUGAGGCUAAUGGUAUUGGCAUAACACACACACAAUUCUACAAAUUGGGCCAAGAAGCUCAUGCUAGAUCUGAUCCUAAUAUAUUAGUACAAGGGAAACAUUUGGCACUUAGAGAGGCCUACGGGACCCUUACUUAUGUAGCUAAGGCCAAGUUGAGGACAAUGUUUCACCCUGAAUUUGAACUGUUUGAUUAUGAAUCCACACCAGAAUUUGUCUUUGGCAAGUAUGAAAAGACAAAGUUUAGUUUCUUUGAUCAUAAGUUUGACUGAUAAAAUUACAAAAAUGAGUACAAUGUGACAUAAAUACAAAUUUCUUUAACAAGUAUUAUUGGCAAUAAUCGAGUAAGAGUAUGCAUACAUUUUAAGGCAUAGUAAAAAUUGGUGAUUUGUAUACACAAAGU
Messenger RNA from Haliotis rufescens (red abalone), 2272 nucleotides. RefSeq lists its product as uncharacterized. The record is from RefSeq and is a predicted model, not a curated record. Gene Ontology annotation, biological process: carbohydrate biosynthetic process. Gene Ontology annotation, molecular function: sulfotransferase activity. Gene Ontology annotation, cellular component: membrane. The coding region runs from base 825 to 2141 and encodes 438 amino acids. The transcript is spliced from 3 exons. NCBI's taxonomy places the organism in Eukaryota, Metazoa, Mollusca, Gastropoda, Lepetellida, Haliotidae.